AUGGCUGAUCCGGCUGCGUCGUUGUCCCAUCCCGGCCUCAAUGCACCGCCGGCUGCUGCUCCGGCGGCCUCCGCCGACAGAUCCUCGCUGCCCAGCAUCCAGGUCUCGGCCUCACAACCAGGUUCAUCGAGCGGCAACGUCGGCACCGACGAGCCGCGCAGUCCGGCCAGGCCCUACACGCAGAGUCUCGUCGACGCUUUCAAAACGGCGCUCGCUAAUCAGCUCAAACCCCUCAACAGGCGCCUCGAUGACCUAGCCAACGAGAUGCGCGCGCAACGUCCCUCUGCAGACGAGGCAGCCCGACGCCGCGCCGCUCAGGAGGCUGCUCGAGCUGCGGUUGUCGCAGCAUUCCGCAACCAAGGCUUCUCGCAGGAUGAGGCCGACGCCAUGGCCGCAACAGUCGGCUCUGUUCCCAGAUCGACCGCCAGCCCCGCCCCAGCCUCCAGUGCGAUGGGCGCGACAGCCGCGGCCACGCCACCGGCUAGCGCGACGAACAACGCCGCUGGCGUAGGCGGUCGAUCGCAGCGUCUUGACACGAUGGACUGGGAAUCCGUCUCCCAUCGUCAGCGCGAGACCGUGCCGGGCCGCCUGGACGGGCGCGACACAGCAUACAGGCCCUCACCUGAGGACAACCUCCGUCGUGAGCGCAACCAGGACACCUGCACCGACCGUCGUCGCGAGCGAGACCAAGAGUCUGACACCAACGGCAAGCGCUUCAACAUCAAGCCCGACAACAUCGGCGUCUUCAAUGGGCAGACGGUUACCGGCGGCGUCUCACUCGAGUUCUGGUGCAACCGGGUCGAGGCUCUGCUGGACAGCGAAUGCUCCUACGAGUACAAGCUCGCCUUGCUCAAGGUACUUCCUCUCUGCCUCCGCCACUCCGCCGCCAAGUGGUACAACGCUCUCCGUCCCGAACGUCGCCGCAAGCUCCUGCGCAGCUGGGACAAGUUCUGCGAGUCGCUCGAGAAGACCUUCGCCGGCAACCUCGACCGAGCGCGACUGGUGGCCGAUGCUCGUGUUUGGGAUUUAGCCGUGGAAGACUCGUCCAACUACUUCUGGGACAAGUACUCCCUCCUCCGCGCAGCCUACCCGGACCGCAACAACUCCUCCUUGUGCUCCGACAUCUGCGCGGGCCUUCCGGACUCCUUCAAAACGCUCAUCCGAACGACGCUGGCCAGGAACCCGGAGCCAGAGAGGCUACUGGAAGAGUGCCUCAUGUACGAGAUCCCCUGGCGCAACUCUUAG
Messenger RNA from Pseudozyma flocculosa PF-1, 1245 nucleotides. RefSeq lists its product as uncharacterized. Bases 1 to 1245 code for a protein of 414 amino acids. NCBI's taxonomy places the organism in Eukaryota, Fungi, Basidiomycota, Ustilaginomycetes, Ustilaginales, Ustilaginaceae. The record is from RefSeq and is a predicted model, not a curated record. The transcript has a single exon.